CAUCAGCUAAUUCCAAGGCAGUGACCUCUGACCUCCCAGCUCUUAUCGACACAGUGACGUCUAAACCUGCUGCUGUUCGCACUAAUUCAGCCACAGUGGAAUCCAGCAGCACUGGCAGAACUCGAAGUCUUCCAGAAACCGGCUGCAGCUCAAUGCUGGAGCUACAAAAAACCUCAGCUCUGGACUCUCCUCCUCCUCUGACACCACCCCCACCUCCUCCUCCCGCAGCAGACGCCUCAGACCUUCCGCUUCCCUCACCUCCGGUCCUUCCUCCACUUCUGCCGUCGUCCAAACCGUCCUCCACCUCCAGUCCGACGCCGCCCCCCGCCGAGAGCCCCCUGCGUCCCACCACCCUCAACCUGAAGACGCUGCCGCGGCCCUCCGUCAGGGAGAACGGCGGCCCUCCGCCCGGGGUGGACGAGGAGGAGGAGGAGAGGAAGAUGCUGGAGGAGGAUCUGAAGAAAUGCAUCGACGACUUCAAAAAGAUCCGCUUGCCCAGAGUGUUUCCAGAUCGUAAGAGGCACUGGCAAAGUGACUUGCUCAAGAAGUACAAUGCGUAGGGAGCUUAGCUGCUUUGCUGUGGCACCAUGGUGAACAAACUUGACAAGGAUUUUGAAACAAUGAUGAGAGCACGCUGUGAACAGUGGACUCAGGCUUUAUACUCACAUUGCUCUGAUUCAUGCUGUGUGAACAGUGUCAGCGAGUUUACUUAAACCUCUGAUGUAGCAGCUUCUUUUGCCUGUCAACAGAAAUGAGUUGUUUGAUUAGUGAUCAGGCUGAGCUAAUCUAGCAAUCACACGUACACCUUCAAACACAAUGUCUUUUCCCAUCAUAGAACACAGCUUCCCUGUAGAGGAUAUUAGUCACACUUCUUUGUUCCACAACUUUGGAACAUUAAAAAAUAUUUUCUUCUUGCUCAGUCAAAGGGACAAUAUAUAUAAUGUCAUUAAUUAGAGAUUUCUGCCCUUCUCUCUGUACCGUGUCUGCUGAUCAAGCAAGUGGAAAAUGUAAGCAAAGUGUGAAUCUUUAGACGUUCGACCGUAAUGAUGCAAAAAUAAAAGAACGAAGUGAAAUCUCCGGUGCUAAUCAUCUAAA
Molecule: messenger RNA, 1095 nt
Organism: Acanthochromis polyacanthus (spiny chromis)
Lineage: Eukaryota; Metazoa; Chordata; Actinopteri; Pomacentridae
Product: arp2/3 complex-activating protein rickA-like
Exons: 1
Coding region: 153-560 (135 amino acids)
Source: RefSeq, a predicted model, not a curated record